GAGGGGAGAUAAAAGUGACACAAAAGUGUUUCCAGCUGAGGAUCAGUGUGACUGUGGUAGAAAGUUCCUUGUUUGGGCUGCAUGUAUCAGGUGUCAGAAGUUGACUGUUGGGAUCCCACCAAGGAAAGGGUAUAAAUACAAGACACAAGGACAAGUCAGGAGUAAUCCCACUGUAUGUAUCCAGGCAACAGAUGCUCCAAGCUGUGACAAACUCAAACAUAUACAGUAUAUGCAGUGUGUAGGGCCCAGCUCCAGGGCUUCCCUUGUGCUCCCAUGCGAAGAGGACCCCCAGGGGAGCUGAUGCCAGCUGAGACUGAAAAACAAGGGUGUAAGGUUUAAGUCGCAUCAUGGCGGAGGAGAGCCUAGGGACAGACGACCCCAGAUCGUCCAUGCCAGCUGAGCUUCAACAUCUCCACUCUAAGUACUCUCAGUGGAAGUUCAAACUCUUUAGGGUGAGGUCCAUGGAGAAGGCACCUCUGCCCAGUGAGAAACAGUCUGAGAAAGGAGUCUUGUUAGGGAUCUCGUCUCCAACAGCUCCAAAUAUAGAGUUAGAUAAUGGUGUGGGUCCAGGGAGUGUUAUGAAAUUAUGCCUUGGGGGAAAAAGCAAGGAAAAUGUGGACGGUCCAGGCCAGAGGGUGGAUAUGAAGCUACAAGAAAUGGACACCCACAUGAACCACCUCAGGUGCUUGUGCCGUCUUUGUGGAACGCUGCUGAGAAAGGUUAAAGGACCAUUGCAUGAUGUUCAUGGGGGUCUGGAUGAGACAAGCAAACUUGCCCUGCGUAAAAUGGGUUGCAAGUUUCCCAGCUGGCCAGAGGUCAUACUCAAAGUUUUCAAAGUGGACGUGACCGAGGACAUAGAAUCUGUCCAUCCUCUGUCCUUCUGCCAUCGCUGCUGGCUGGCUGCCAUACGAGGAGGGGGCGUCUGCAGCUUCUCUAAAAUAAGAGUCCCGGAGUGGAAACCCCACUCUUCCCUCUGUCACCUUUGCUUCCCCAGGAAACCUUCAUUUCAGCGGACUGGGAGGAAGAGGCGAAAAGCCAUUCUCAGAGCUCAGGCCCAGAGCCUGGCAAAAAGGACCAGAUGGGACCACAGUGACAGCUUCGCUGUUGGUGAAAGGAGGGUUCUCAGACCAUUCGGAGACCGUCAUCAUGGUCCUGUGCUGAGAGGCUGGAGGAAAACUACCGCACAGAGAGAUCAAUGGGUGAGGAACAUCACCCACUGUCAGAAAGACCACCUGAGUUCCAAGCUGAUCUCUGAGAAGCUCCCUGUAGACUUUGUCUUUUCUUUCACCUGUCUGGUGUGUGAUCACCUCCUCUGUGAUCCAGUCCAGUCCCCCUGUGGGCAUCUCUUCUGCCGCAGCUGUUUUAUAAAAUACAGCUAUGUUCUAGGACCUCACUGCCCGGCCUGUAACUUGCGCUGUGGCCCUGAUGACCUCAUCUCGCCUGCCAAAGCCUUCUUAUCAGCUCUACAAUGCCUACCUCUGCUAUGCCCUAGAAGUGGCUGUGGCAAGCAGGUAAUUCUAGACUCAUUUAAAGCUCAUUGUUUGGACCAUGACCUGGAUGACCAGGAUGAAAACAGGAAGUCAUUAGGACUUGACAAUGAUCUGCUAACCAAUAAAGGUGGAAGACCUCGUCAGCACUUGCUAUCCCUAACCCGUCGUGCCCAGAAGCAUCGGCUUAAGGAACUGAAGAACCAAGUGAAGGUGUUUGCAGACAAAGAAGAAGGUGGUGACCUGAAGUCUGUGUGUCAGACUCUGUUUCUGCUUACACUGAGAUCUGCAAAUGAACACCGGCAGGCAGAUGAGCUAGAGGCCAUGUUGCAAGGCAGAGGCGCUGGGCUGCAUCCUGCUGUGUGUUUGGCCAUUCGGGUCAACACUUUCCUGAGCUGCAGCCAGUACCAUAAGAUGUACCGGACUGUCAAAGCAGCCAGUGGUCGCCAGAUUUUUCAGCCCCUGCAUGCCCUGCGAACUGCGGAGAAGGAGCUUCUCCCUGGCUUUCACCAGUUUGAAUGGCAGCCAGCUCUCAAGAAUGUGUCUUCUUCUUGCAAUGUUGGCAUUAUUAAUGGGCUCGCUGGAUUGACUUCCUCAGUGGAUGAUUUCCCAGCUGACACCAUCACUCGGCGGUUUCGCUAUGAUGUGGCACUUGUGUCAGCAUUAAAGGACCUGGAGGAGGACAUCAUGGAUGGGCUGAGAGAGAGUGGGAUGGAAGACAGUGCUUGCACCUCAGGCUUCAGUGUCAUGAUCAAAGAAUCUUGUGAUGGCAUGGGCGAUGUCAGCGAGAAGCAUGGUGGAGGACCAGUUAUUCCCGAGAAGGCUGUACGUUUCUCUUUCACUAUUAUGUCUGUCUCUGUCCUAGCAGACGAGGAGGAGGAAGAGGUUACCAUCUUCACAGAGCCAAAGCCAAACUCAGAACUCUCCUGCAAGCCCCUUUGCCUGACAUUUGUAGAUGAGUCAGACCAUGAGACACUCACAGCCAUCCUGUGGCCUAUCGUUGCAGAGCGUGACGCAAUGAAAGAGAGUAGGCUUAUCCUACCCAUAGGUGGACUACCUCGUUCCUUCCGCUUUCACUUCAGAGGCACAGGAUACGAUGAGAAGAUGGUGCGUGAGAUGGAGGGCCUCGAAGCCUCAGGGUCCACCUACAUCUGCACUCUUUGUGACUCCGGUCGGGCAGAGGCCUCUCAAAACAUGGUGCUACACUCCAUCACCCGCAAUCAUGAAGAGAACUUAGAACGUUAUGAAAUAUGGCGAACCAACCCCUUUUCUGAGUCUGUAGAGGAGCUGCGAGAGAGAGUCAAAGGGGUUUCUGCCAAGCCUUUCAUGGAAACACACCCCACACUGGAUGCAUUACAUUGUGACAUAGGCAAUGCCACUGAGUUCUACAAAAUCUUCCAGGAUGAGAUCGGGGAGGUGUAUGAAAAGGUCAACCCCAGCCGGGAGGAGCGGCGCAGCUGGAGGGCAGCCCUAGAUAAACAACUGAGAAACAAGAUGAAGCUUAAACCGGUAAUGAGGAUGAAUGGGAACUAUGCCCGCCGGCUAAUGACCAUGGAGGCUGUGGAGGUAGUGUGUGAGCUGGUGCCCUCAGAGGAGAGAAGGGAGGUCCUGAGGGAGCUUAUGAGGCUCUACGUGCAGAUGAAGCCUGUGUGGCGUGCCACCUGCCCAGCCAAGGAGUGCCCUGACCAGCUGUGCCGCUACAGUUUCAACUCCCAGCGCUUUGCCGACCUCCUCUCCUCUGCCUUUAAAUAUAGGUACAAUGGAAAGAUAACCAAUUACCUGCACAAGACCCUGGCCCAUGUGCCUGAAAUCAUAGAGAGAGAUGGAUCUAUAGGAGCCUGGGCCAGCGAGGGGAAUGAGUCUGCAAACAAACUGUUCAGACGUUUCAGGAAGAUGAAUGCACGUCAGUCAAAGGCCUUUGAGCUUGAGGAUGUGUUGAAACAUCACUGGCUCUACACUUCCAAGUACUUGCAGAAGUUCAUGGAAGCUCACAAAGACCCGGUCAAAGCCCUGCAAGCUUGCAUUGAGCCAGUAGAGAAUCAGGACGAUGAGGACAUGUCUCUUGAAGUUAAUGAUUUUUGA
This is a messenger RNA of Larimichthys crocea (large yellow croaker), 3569 nucleotides long. RefSeq names its product recombination activating 1 (gene rag1). Gene Ontology annotation, biological process: V(D)J recombination; adaptive immune response; pre-B cell allelic exclusion. The record is from RefSeq and is a predicted model, not a curated record. Gene Ontology annotation, cellular component: nucleus; DNA recombinase complex; endodeoxyribonuclease complex. Lineage: Eukaryota; Metazoa; Chordata; Actinopteri; Sciaenidae. Bases 348 to 3569 code for a protein of 1073 amino acids. The transcript has 5 exons. Gene Ontology annotation, molecular function: ubiquitin protein ligase activity; double-stranded DNA endonuclease activity; sequence-specific DNA binding.